Molecule: messenger RNA, 2420 nt
Organism: Entelurus aequoreus (snake pipefish)
Lineage: Eukaryota; Metazoa; Chordata; Actinopteri; Syngnathiformes; Syngnathidae
Product: cytotoxic granule associated RNA binding protein TIA1-like
Exons: 12
Coding region: 236-1396 (386 amino acids)
Cellular component (GO): cytosol
Molecular function (GO): mRNA binding
Source: RefSeq, a predicted model, not a curated record
GUAUCUGCUGACGCCGUCCCUCCGGCCUCCGCCAUCUUCAACGUCCCCAUUGUUUGCAUCAGACUGCAGCCGCGCGGCGUGGACGUGACACACACAGACAUUUUUUUUUUAGCACAUAUCCGUAGCCCCGAACCUUACCCCGGUUUUUUUUGGGUCGCUUGAGGUCAACGCGAGAUAUUUUGUAUGUCCUUUAUUUAAAAGGGUGCUCUCUGGACGUGACCGCCAAACCUUGACGAUGGACGACGACCAGCCGAGAACCUUGUAUGUGGGGAAUCUGUCCAGGGAUGUUACCGAGCCCCUCAUUGUGCAGGUCUUCACACAGAUAGGACCCUGCAAAAGCUGUAAAAUGAUUGUUGAUACAUCUGGAAAUGAUCCAUACUGCUUUGUGGAGUUCUAUGACCACAGGCAUGCUGCCGCCUCAUUGGCAGCCAUGAAUGGAAGGAAAAUAAUGGGUAAGGAAGUCAAAGUCAACUGGGCCACUACGCCAACAAGCCAGAAAAAAGACACAAGUAAUCACUUUCACGUCUUUGUCGGAGACCUCAGCCCUGAAAUAACUACAGAAGAUGUCAGAGCUGCCUUUGGUCCCUUUGGAAGGAUAUCUGAUGCACGUGUGGUCAAAGACAUGGCUACAGGGAAAUCAAAAGGCUAUGGCUUUGUGUCUUUCUUCAAUAAAUGGGAAGCAGAGAACGCCAUCCAACAGAUGGGUGGCCAAUGGUUAGGAGGGAGACAGAUCCGAACUAACUGGGCCACGAGAAAGCCUCCCGCGCCAAAAACCACAUAUGAAAGUAACUCCAAGCACCUAUCUUUUGAUGACGUAGUGAGCCAAUCAAGCCCCAGUAAUUGCACUGUGUAUUGCGGUGGUGUCAGCACAGGACUGACAGAACAACUAAUGAGACAGACCUUCUCCCCUUUUGGGCAAAUUUUGGAAAUCAGAGUUUUCCCCGAUAAAGGUUAUUCAUUUGUAAGGUUUAGCUCCCACGAUUCAGCAGCCCAUGCCAUUGUGUCUGUGAAUGGAACUUCAUUAGAAGGCCAUAUAGUCAAGUGCUACUGGGGUAAAGAGAACCCAGACAUGAUGAACCCGGUGCAGCAGAUGCCUGUGCCUCAGCAGAACAAGGUGAGCUUCCCGGCAGCUCAGCCCUACAACCAGUGGGGACAGUGGUACAGCAACGGGCCUCAGAUUAGCCAGUAUGUCCCAAACGGGUGGCAGGUUCCCACUUACGGUGUCUAUGGUCAGGCCUGGAAUCAGCAGGGCUUCAAUCACUUACCGGCCAAUGCUGGGUGGACUGGCAUGAGCGCCAUCAGUAACGGUGGGGUUAUGGAGGCCGCACAGGGAUUGAAUGGGAGUAUGUUGGCCAACCAGCCCGGUAUGGGAGCCGCAGGAUACCCCACACACUAAUAAGGGGGGGACAGAAACGGAGAUAUGUCAACAGUCAGCCUUUUUGGGGGGGCAUUAAGAUGCCCUGCAGGGCUGCGUUAUCACCACCUCCCCUUUUUGGCUGGACUAAGUCUUACUAGGAUGUGGCUCUGAACGGGAAGGUUGACUUCUAUUGGAGAUGUAAAUGGGACUUCUUUGAGGGGAGGAUUUUGAGCCACACGGGUUUUACACCCCCUGUGUUAGCCAAGACUGGCUGAGAUCCAGGGCUCUUACUGUUUUUAAGUUAACUGCAAAUGACUUUUUCCACCCCAGGAUUUUACAAAUUGCUUCCACUUUCGUUUUUUUUUUAAAAAAAAGUGAAUUUUGCUGAGUUCUUUGAGGAAUGAAAAUGUCUAUUGCAGGGAUUGUUGCCACUGCCGUUUCUCUGUAAAGGCAGAUCAAUAUUGCACAGGUUUCCCCCUUUCUUCUUCUUGAGCAAUCUACCAAAAUAUAUUUUUUAUUUUGGACAGCCUCAAAUCUCUUUUAGCCUCGUGUAAAUAAGUCUUCAUUGGAAAAUGAUGUAAGUAAAAUGCCACUGCUGAGUGUGGGUGCUUGCUUUCAUUUAGCUUGGCACAACUUUAGCAGUGAACUCUCAUAAUGUGCGUAGCGGAACGUGACAAAGGAUUCUUCCAUGCAGGGACUCGGAUAGCAUUGCCCUGCAGUGCAGGCUUCAAACGUUUUGACACAAUCUUAAUGUAAAGAAACAUGUUGGACUCUUGUUUUUUCUAUGGAUGCCAGUAUUUUAUAUCAAAAGUCAGAGGAUCAUUCAACCUUUACAACCUGCUCUGUUUGUCAUAGAGAAGCGAGGCCUACAUUGCUGUUGCCUUAUGGAGCUGCUUUCUUUUAGCUAAUAAAAUACUUAGACUUUUUUUUUUGUAUUAGGCAGUGCCUGCAGUUUUCUUCAGACCCUUUUGUCUAGGAAGGAGUUAGCCCUGAGAACUGAUGACUCUGCUACUGUAUUCUGUGUUUUUCUUGCUUUUGUCCUAUUAAAAUGCGAAUGCACACA